AUGGAGAUCAGAUCUGAAUUCCAUUCCAAGAUCACUGGUGACCGAAAAAGUGAUUCCAACUCGAACACAAGCACUACAAUGCCCGAAGUUGAUGGGGCGAACCCCACUUCGAACUCUUCCUCCAAAAUACCCAAACCUGGACCAGCAUCAGCCAAUGAACCAGCACCAGUCGCGGUGCCUGAAAGAAACUCCGCCACCCUGAUCCCAAAUACUGAGGACGAAUCUCAACUCCUCACUACACGCGCACAUGGAUCUGAAAUCACCGGUGGUGCCGGCGCUAACACUGAGGAUCAUAAACUUCCAUUUAUCCCGGAAGAUUUAAAUGAUGAUAGUAGACCUGUCCCCUCUGUGCGUAAACGAUUGGACAGCAGGACACAACAGGACACCGCGUCUUUACCUACGAAUCUUCAAGCGGUGAGCGAAAAGGGGUUCCCAAAUCAUCCACCUGCUCGCGACUCUCCUAGAACUCUUGCCUCACAGAGCAAUACUACAUCAAGCGCAAUGAAGAGGAAUACAUUUCCGUCUAGUCUCGAUGAUGAGCUACAAAGGACGAACGAGUCUCCGCAUUCCUCUCCUACUCAUUCUCCUCGUCGAACUUCUCACUUGCCCAUGAAUUUUUCAAGAGCAGGACAUCUAGAAAGACAGAGCAGGGAGUUUAGGAGCCAAGAAACCUCGAAAGAUUUUAUUGCCUGCGAUGGGAGCCAUAAUACCGCACGUUCAAGAGACAAUACCACGGCUGAUAUUGUCAAAGGAAGCAAAGAUAGUGAGCAGAAGACCUGGAUUCAGCACUCGGUCAAGUCGCAAGAUGAGACCAGCAAUCAGCAGAGUGAGGAUGAAGAAGAAACAAAGGCAUCGCCCUCACUUCGAGAAACGGUUGAAGAUAGCUCGAAUUGCAACGACACCGUCAUUGACCCGGUCGCCUGA
This is a messenger RNA of Bacidia gigantensis, 924 nucleotides long. RefSeq lists its product as uncharacterized. The transcript has a single exon. The record is from RefSeq and is a predicted model, not a curated record. The coding region runs from base 1 to 924 and encodes 307 amino acids. NCBI's taxonomy places the organism in Eukaryota, Fungi, Ascomycota, Lecanoromycetes, Lecanorales, Ramalinaceae.